AAGUCAAGCCGCUAGACCGGAAAAUGUCUUCCUCCACCUCGACCAUCAAAGCAAGGCAUUACACCGCUUUAUCCGCCCGUCUACGACAAUUGGGUAAUAAUCUCGCAGAGAGCGAAGCUCAGUUGGCGGCUAUGGCAGGUCAGUUGCAGAGUAUGGCGAAAUUAGGUGUUUAUUGUGGUGCUCAGUUCAUGGCUGUCUCACGUCUACUUGACUCGGAAUUACAACUCACCAAACCCAUAGAGCCGACUCAAGAAACCAAAUAAACCUCCAUUCACUCUCGUCAAGACCUAUGACAACAUCCUACACGUCUUCUCUCUCGUCAUACUCACCUUCAUCGGACUUCAUAAUCUACCAUGUCGAACUUGUGUAUACUUGAUCUCGACGAAUGUACAUCGUAUCCGAUAUACUUGACCCAUGGACGGAACGAUAUCACCUACGCUCCAGCUUCGGCGAAAUCUUGGGCUUCUCAAUCGAAGUUGGACACCAGCGGUUGUAUGGUCAAUAAUGCAGGACAUUCAGCAGGAGAGCGAGGGAGGAAGGAAAUGUCUUGAUGUGCGAUGUGGAGAAGGAAAGGUGGUGUGAUAGUCCCUCGUUUGGAAGAAGACGGUAGUUGUGUCCAUAGACAAGGGUGGAAAGAGAGUCAGCAGGAAACCAAAGACAUGAAGAACGCUCCCCUCCC
Molecule: messenger RNA, 679 nt
Organism: Tremella mesenterica DSM 1558
Lineage: Eukaryota; Fungi; Basidiomycota; Tremellomycetes; Tremellales; Tremellaceae
Exons: 2
Coding region: 24-263 (79 amino acids)
Biological process (GO): attachment of spindle microtubules to kinetochore
Cellular component (GO): DASH complex
Source: RefSeq, a predicted model, not a curated record